AAAGAAGGUUACUGUUUUGAAUAUGAGAUGAUAAGCAUGGAAUGGGAGUUGCAGUAAAAGUAAAAAUGGGGAGUGCGUGAGUAACAGAGUGGGUUUUGAGACUCGAAGUUCAAGGUGGUGUUUUUGGCGUGUUUACUGUUGAAUAAUGAUAAAGGAAGAGUUAGAUUAGAUUGAAAAACGUUGGUGAGAUGACUUAUUAACGAGUUUGUAAGAGUGCGUUUGAAGUUUGAACGUGAAGCGUUGGAUUGGAGUAACAAAAGGUGGAUAUUGGUUACAGAGUUUGGAGAUGCUGGAGCCUACCCUUUUGCGGGAAUCUGUCUGAUGGCACAGCCAAGUCAGUCUCAGUAACUGCUCAUCACUGACACACUUAGCUACCCUUCUCUAUCUCUUUCUCUUUCAUUGUUUCGCUACCUAGCCAUUUUGCAAACUCCAACUCAAUAAAUGUGGAAAGAAAGGUAGAAUUGAAAACGUGGAGGAAUCAAUCAAGGUGGCGCAGUCAGGGAAGGGAGAAGAGGUGAGGUGAGGUGGUAGAGAGAAAGUGAUGGGUCAGGGGCUGAGUUGCAGAGGGAGCCAUGAGCAUGGCCUAUUCCGUGCUGUGCAGCAUGGGGACCUAGACACUGUAGCAGCUUUGUUGCACACGCACCCUUCUCUCAUGAACCACACCACUGUCUAUGAUCACCACUCCCCUCUUCAUAUUGCCGCUGCUAAUGGCCAGAUCCAGGUUUUAUCAUGGCUUUUGGAUGGAUCUGUGAAUCCGGAUGCGUUGAAUCGCCAAAAGCAGACACCGCUAAUGUUGGCUGCAAUGCACGGGAAGAUCGCCUGUGUGGAAAAGCUCCUCGAAGCCGGUGCUAAUGUGUUAAUGUUUGAUGCGUGCUAUGGAAGGACCUGUUUGCACUAUGCAGCUUACUAUGGCCAUUCUUCUUGCCUUAAGGCAAUUCUCUCUGCUGCUCAAUCUAGUCCCGUGGCUGCUUCUUGGGGGUUUGCUCGGUUUGUGAAUAUUAGAGAUGGAAGGGGUGCAACACCAUUACACUUGGCAGCCCGUCAAAGACGGCCUGAAUGUGUACAUAUUCUAUUGUACAGUGGAGCUCUUGUUUCUGCUUCAACAGGAAGAUAUGGCUGUCCUGGGAGCACUCCUCUUCAUCUUGCAGCCAAAGGGGGGUCCUUGGAUUGCAUCAGGGAACUGUUGGCAUGGGGUGCUGAUCGCCUUCAACGUGAUGCUUCUGGGCGUAUACCUUAUGUAGUUGCUCUUAAGCACAGACACAACGCAUGUGCAGCACUGCUGAAUCUUUCGUCUGCUGAGCCUCUUGUAUGGCCAUCAUCAUUGAAGGUGAUCAGUGAGCUUAAUCCAGACGCCAAAGAGCUAUUAGAGCAGGCCCUGAUGAACGCAAACAGGGAAAGGGAGAAAAACAUAUUGAAAGGGAGUGAUUACUCUCUUCCAUCUCCAGCACACUCUGAUGGGAUAGAUGACAGCAUUUCUGAGGUUAGUGAGACGGAGUUAUGUUGCAUCUGCUUUGAGCAAGUGUGCACAAUUGAGGUGCAAGACUGUGCUCACCAGAUGUGUGCACAAUGCACACUAGCCCUGUGUUGUCACAACAAGCCUAACCCAUCUACUUCUCGUAUUGUCCCACCAGUUUGUCCAUUCUGCAGAAGCAGCAUAGCAAGAUUGGUGGUUGUGAAAAAAGAAAGCUCUCAUGACAUCGAUCAAGAUGGUGUUGACAUUACUUGUUCCAAGCCUAGCAAGUCAAGGAAAACCCGAAACAUGAACGAGGGUGGCAGCAGCAGCAUCAAGGGACUAUCAAGUGUGAACUCAUUUGGAAAGAUGGGUGGCCGCAGCUCCGGAAAAAUUGCUGCUGAAAAUGAGUGGGAAGAUGAUAAACAACAGUGAUACGAUGCUGUUCUUGGUAUGGUGCUUGUGCUUAUCCAAAAAUAGUUAUUAUCGGAUAUGGUAACAAGUUGCUUGACCAGCAAGGCAAAAUAAAAAAAAUAUGAAUAGUAAAGGAGAAAUGUUGAUUUUAUUAUCGGAAACUAAGCAAAGUGAGUGAGACUGAUGUUCAGUGUGGUUGGAGAAAGAAGGAGGUGCAUGUCAUGUUGUAAAUUGGAAUAUUAUCAUUAUUGUUACUUGAGAAAGAAGAAGCAUCGCCAGCAUCGAUGGUUUUGGGCGUCGUGAUUGAAGUGAGAAAUUCUUUUUCUCAAAAAUAGGAGUCUAAGAUCAUAUGAAAAUGUAAUGUGUAUUUGCUUCUGAUUUGUUUCUUUAUACCGAAAUUGGCAAUAAAAUAGAGAAGGCAAGUGUCUGGACUUGGUGUUAA
Messenger RNA from Vigna angularis (adzuki bean), 2306 nucleotides. Its product is annotated as putative E3 ubiquitin-protein ligase XBAT31. The record is from RefSeq and is a predicted model, not a curated record. Gene Ontology annotation, molecular function: protein binding. NCBI's taxonomy places the organism in Eukaryota, Viridiplantae, Streptophyta, Magnoliopsida, Fabales, Fabaceae. The transcript is spliced from 8 exons. Bases 542 to 1885 code for a protein of 447 amino acids.